AGUGUUUGCACUGAGCACUGCACUAACACGUUUAGCUCUCUAGCGUGAGCACACACUUUUAAAUGUAUAAACGUACAUGCACGAGAUAGAAAGAAACAACUCCUAUCUAUAUGCAUAGGUACACACAUUCACACACGCUGCGUUGGAAUACAUUCAACAUUUCCACAGGAGGAUGGCGGCUGUAACCAGCAGCAACAACAACCACCCCAGCUCGGCAUUACAUUCCAGCAGCAGCAACGAGCCUAAUACCAGGAAACGGAUAGACCCGAGGAGGAGGCAGGCGGCACUCAGCUUUCUCACCAACAUCUCUCUGGAUGGGCGCCUCACACAGGAUGAGGCUGAGGAGGACGGGGCAGCGGCCAGGACUAGUGGGACAGCAGUGCCUGUCCGGUCUGGAGCUGGAGCUGCAGCUUCCCCGCUCCCUCCUCCGGGGGACAAUACGGCGCUGCUCGCUGCCGAGCGCAGGUUUCAGCCGAGCGGAGCUACCGCAUCCCCUCUUCCCGCACCAUGUGUUCCUGCAGGCGGCGGUAGCAGGGCAAGGAUCAACUCCUUCACUCAGGGAAUACUGCCUGCUGCCUUCUUAAGGCAGGCAUCAGUCCCCAACUACUACCUGGAACAGGGACAGAUGGGCAGCAGCACUUUUGAUUUGCAAAGAUCCAGGCGCCGGUUGAUUUCCCAACGUUCUUCAUUAGAAACUCUGGAAGAUAUAGAGGAGAAUGCUCCAUUACGGAGAUGCCGGACUCUAUCAGGUUCACCCAGACCAAAGAGCUUUAAGAAAAUUCACUUUAUCAAAAAUAUGCGACAACAUGACACCAGAAACGGCAGGAUAGUGCUAAUCAGUGGCAAGAGAUCCUUCUGCUCAGUGUUUUCAGUAAUGCCAUAUCGAGACAACAGUCAGACAGGGGAUUUGAAAGCUGAGGGCGGGAGGCAGAGGCAUUCUUCAGGUGGUAUCGGUGUCAAGGAGAUGGUGAUUGGUCUUGAAGGAGUGGAACUAGGUGCUGAUGGCAAGACUGUUUCGUACACUCAGUUUCUUUAUCCAACCAAUGUCCUGGGUGGCAGGAGGAAUACAAUAGAUUCUACAGCUUCAUUAUCCCAGUUUCGGAACAGCAGCCAUCGCAAUCUUCCUCUUGGAAGGGCAAACAGUUCCCAAGGAAGCAUCGACACUGGCAAUGAAGUACUGGAGUUUGCGGAAUAUGAUCCAAACCUGCUGGAUGACCCACAGUGGCCAUGUGGAAAACAUAAAAGAGUUCUGAUCUUCCCUUCCUAUAUGACAACUGUGAUUGAAUAUGUCAAACCGUCCGAUCUGAAAAAGGACAUGAACGAAACCUUCAGAGAAAAGUUUCCCCAUAUUAAAUUGACCCUCAGUAAGAUAAGAAGUCUGAAACGUGAAAUGCGGAAGCUGGCUCAGGAGGAAUGUGGCCUGGAAGAGCCCACUGUAGCCAUGUCCUUUGUCUAUUUUGAGAAGCUGGCCCUCAAAGGCAAACUAAAUAAACAAAACCGAAAACUCUGUGCUGGUGCCUGUGUUCUGCUUGCUGCCAAAGUAGGCAGUGACCUCCGAAAGCAUGAAGUCAAGCAUCUGAUAGAUAAACUGGAAGAAAAAUUCAGACUUAACAGACGGGAACUGAUAGCAUUUGAGUUUCCAGUGUUAGUGGCCUUGGAAUUUGCUCUUCAUCUUUCUGAAAACGAGGUGCUGCCACACUAUAGGAGACUUACCCAGCAUUCUUAGCCCAAACUGUAUAUUAGCUGAUGCGGCCCAGGUUCUUGUGAUAAGCAUGUGUUCUCCCCCACCGCCCUCCAAUGGAUCUUCAAGUGCUGCUGGAAGUAAGCUAACUAUGAAGAACUUUCAAGUUUGGAAUAGCUUUCUGUAACAUAUGCGUGUACUGAUAAGCCACUGCAUAAAACAAACAGAUCUAUUUUUAUAUAUCCGCUGAUGGAAAUGCACUUUUGUGGCCUGAAGAUGUAGCGUUGAUGUUUUUCUCAGUCUGUGUGAAAUGACAUUGGUCAGAAGCCUUUUUCACAAAUACAAUCCUGACCGUAGUUUAGCUGUGACCCAAGGAAGAACAUAACCAUGGUUUCCCCAUCAAGUAAACAGUACAGGAAAAGGAUCUAUGAUCAGCAGAGGCCAAAUAAGUUCAAUGCUCUACCAUUUGCAGUGACAGGAUUGGAAGAAGGAUCCCUUCAGCAUGAACUGGGUUUCUGGAUUAGCAGUCCAGCAACAAUACCACAAUCCCAUUGCCUCCCACUAAAACAAAAAUCGGCAGCUAAAAUCCAUCAUGCCCCUGGAACUAUCUGCAGGAACUUGUCAUUAGGGAUGCUGGUUUCUUCUACAGAAGAACAAAACAGCAGGAGAAUUUAAUCAUACUGCUACAGGUUUGGACCAUCAGAUUCUGGUGCUACAGACCAACAAAUUUAUCACAGAGAAAACAGGAAGGUAAACAGGAAGUGCAUAUAGUUGUGAGAUUUUUGUCAGAUAAUAGAUCCUGUACAGAGUUGAUGCCUCUCUUGAGCAUUCAAUUUAGUUCCGGCAAAUAUAUCAGCACCACUGGAAUACCACAAAAUUUGUAUGAUGGAUAUCUAUUGUCCAGUGGUCUCCUCGGAGUGGCAAUAUAUUGUUACAUAUGUUUGUGAUAAAAGCAUGUAUAAAGAAAAAGAGAUUUAAAAAUGAUAGGUAGCAUUGCAAUUUUUUCAGUGCAAGAAGAAAAAGUAAAUCAGCUCUGUGCCACAGUCACACUUAUAUGCAUAAAAAUCGAUAUAUACUAAGGUAAUGAAGUGCUUACUCACCAGCAACUUGUAGUUACAUUCAGAAGAGUCUCAAAGACAACCAAUGACAAACACGCAGUCAAAACCUAAACACACAAAAAGCAUAUAUUUACAUAUUUACAGUUUUCUGAUCUUCUGUCCAUGUUUUUCUUUCUGACCUGAAAAAAUGAUCUGUGUAGAGUGAAGAUCCAAACUGAUGGAGUCAUUUUGAACUAUAAUGAAGGGACUGCCAAUUUUUGGAUUGUCCCCACUCACACCUAUCCCCAUCCAAUGAUUCGGACAAGAACUCACAAAUUUCACAAUGACUGCCUAGAGCCUGUAAAUCACAAAAUCAAUUCCAAAGUAACAGAUAUCUGUCUAAUUGAUAGAAACUGAUGAAAUCAAAUUAUUCCAUUAACCUUAAUGUUUAUGAAAUUUUGAAAACUAGGAUGGUACAUAUAAGAAUAAUUAACAUUCCUCAUCUGAAUAUUCAAUAUUGUACUACACCCGAGGUUACCAUGAAGAACUCUCCUUCUCAACCUCCAACCACCUUGCCUGAGGCACGGUGACCCUUAGGUUAAACCACCACCAGUUCUUUCUGUCUCUAAUGAGGCAGCAGCCCUAUGGUACAGUAGGAUUAUGACAACUUUACUUUACCUUUCAUUUAAUAUACCAGGGAUAAACGUAGCAAAAAAAAAGGAAGAUACUCCAAAUAUAUGAAGUACAAGUGAACAUUCCAUUUGGAUAUAAAAUGUCUUUCCUAUGGGACUAGUAACAAAAUGGAUUACCAGACCAUCUGACUGUAGAAUAAACAAAAAUCAGCUACUACACAGUCAAGAACUUUCAGUACUCUUAUUUACAUUAUUUUAUUCAUAGGGCUUUAUUCACAACACAAAUAACAAAAUUACAGGUUUAAAUGUGUAUUCCGAACAAACAGCAAUAACCUCUUGUCUGCAGCCAGAAAGCAGAAAUCGAAUAAAGUAACCAGCUCCUGGGUCAAUAUCUCUCACGACAUAUCUUCACAGAAGAUGAUUUUAGGAGGCAUGUACUCAUUGGUUGGAGGUUGGUUAGUCAGGCCUGUGACUGGCAGAUUAUCCCACAGAAGGUGCAAGUGAAGACUGUAGCUGGAUCUAUCCUUCCUUAUUGUGCUGGCUCUUUGCUCAGUCUCUGUAGCGUUCUUGGUGCAGCAUCUCAAGAUGUCAUAAUCCCUGACCUGAGCUGCCCACUGGUGAUGGUUGAUGUGGUGCACAGGGAGGGACCCCUUCAGACAGUCCUUGAAAUGCUUGAAUGGGGCCCUUCUGUUUAAAGUGUACCGUACAGAGAACUGACCAAUCUUGUGCAGCUGACUGGCAUUCAUCUAUGCACCACGAUCCGUCCAAUGCAAUUGGCUUUGCAGGAGGAUGGCAUUGAUGCUGGUGACAUGAGCUGUUUCCCGGCCUUCAAUGAUUGUGAUGUGGUUUUGCCAGAAGAUUGUGAAGAUGCUGCAGAUGUAACACUGAUGGAAGCGCUCUCGAAAGCAAUAUAAUUACCUAGGGCUUGGUGCCAGCUAGAAGGGCAAGGGUUGAAGACAAUGACUUUGUAGUUUUUUUGAGUUUGGUUUGUGUUCUCAGGCUGUGGUUACUCCAUAUUUGUUUGUAGUGUUUGCAGAAUGCACUAUUUGCUGUAGAAAGCUUAUUAUCCACUUUCUUUUCAACAAUGGCAUCAAGUAAGAGAGGUUCCUCAACUUGGUGUUAUCGAAGACAAUGCCUGAAGGCUUAUAUUCUUCUUGGAGUACAGACUGAUGCAGGGCUUCAUUUUUCUUCAAAUUAAUUUUUAAUCUCAGCCUGAAAGGGAUAGCAGGCCCCAAUGGAAGGUAAGUGAGGCACCCUCUCACUCCUCAACAUUUAAAUACUUAAAGUGCAGCUAUGGCCCAUUAGGGAGGUUGGAGUUGUUGGGCCAUUCAGCAAAAAGCUGACAAGUUUCCUUUCCUAACAUUGGGAAACUUAAUCAGUGGCAGGAACACUUUGAGAAGCCAUACCUAGAGCAGGAAAAUUCCACCUGCUAACUCCAAAGCAUCAAGGCAUCUGGAAGCUUUAACGGGACAACUAGAUUUUGAAACAAAAACACAAAUUGCUGGAAAAGCUCAGCAGGUCUGGCAGUAUCGGUGGAGAGAAAUCAGAGCUAAUGUUUCAGGUUAGGUGACCCUCCCUCAGAAUGGAUUUGAUCUGCUCAAUGACCAUUUCUCAGCUUUGAUUUUGCUUACACAGACAGUUAUAUUUAAUGCUAUGAGUAAUAUACAAUUCUCUCUCAUGCAUCUCCACAAUUAUUGGUUAACAGAUGCUGCAAACAAAUCAGUUAAAGAAUUAUGAGGAUAAAAUUGAGAUUACUUUAAAUGAUACAACAAACGCUUUUGUGGUUUGGUACAGAAAUGUCUGUGGCAAUGCCAGCACUCAUCAGUUUGUUAUUACGGAAUGUGGGUUUUCAGUGUUUACUCUCUAAAGUCUUGCACUCCAUUAUUGUGGUGUUUGUGUUUAAAAUGCAUAU
Messenger RNA from Rhincodon typus (whale shark), 5262 nucleotides. RefSeq names its product CDK5 and ABL1 enzyme substrate 1. The record is from RefSeq and is a predicted model, not a curated record. The transcript has 14 exons. Gene Ontology annotation, cellular component: cytosol. The coding region runs from base 173 to 1726 and encodes 517 amino acids. Gene Ontology annotation, biological process: nervous system development; regulation of cell cycle. Lineage: Eukaryota; Metazoa; Chordata; Chondrichthyes; Orectolobiformes; Rhincodontidae.